Messenger RNA from Hypoxylon fragiforme, 1173 nucleotides. RefSeq names its product glycoside hydrolase family 76 protein. Gene Ontology annotation, biological process: carbohydrate metabolic process. NCBI's taxonomy places the organism in Eukaryota, Fungi, Ascomycota, Sordariomycetes, Xylariales, Hypoxylaceae. The transcript is spliced from 2 exons. Bases 1 to 1173 code for a protein of 390 amino acids. The record is from RefSeq and is a predicted model, not a curated record.
AUGGUUUCUUCAACUUUCAUCGGCUCCUUGGCCUCUAGGGCCAUUUUCUUAAUGUCUAGUCAUAUUGGCGGCCGCGCCGACUCAGCGACAUAUGCCUCUCAUACCGUCGAUGCGCUGGGCACUCUUCAGCAAUGGUAUAACCGUGAUACCGGCUUAUGGGACACCACUGGCUGGUGGAAUAGCGCCAAUUGCUUAACUGUGUUGGCCGACUUCGCGAUUGUAGACGAGUCGGCUUCUAAUUCCCUAAAUAUCCCAGAGAUAAUACAGAACACUUACGAUCAAGCACAAAAGACCACAGUACAGGCCAAAAAGACCCUGUCGGCGGCGGGACUCCCCAUUUCAUCAUACACCAGAGUACCAAAAAGAGCUGUGAUUGGUGAGAGAGGUUUUGACAACUUCCUCAACGACUACUACGAUGAUGAAGGCUGGUGGGCACUAGCUAUGAUUCGCAGUUACGAUGUUGGCGUCCAAGGCCUUGGAGACCAGCAGUAUCUUCAGGCCGCCGUCGAGAUCUUCGAGGAUAUGAAGAAGGGCAACUCUACCUGUGGUGGUAUCUACUGGAGUAAAGUUGGCACAUACACCAAUGCCAUCGCGAACGAGCUUUAUCUUAGUGUCGCCGCCUCUCUUGCCAACCGAAUCCCCUCUCGAAAGGGUUACUUCCUCGACAUCGCCAACACCCAAUGGAACUGGUUCAAGAAUAGCGGGCUAAUCAACAGUGACAAUUUGAUCAACGAUGGGCUUACGGAUGCCUGCAAGAACAACGGCAUGCAGACCUGGACCUACAACCAAGGAGUUGUCCUGGGUGGGUUAGUGGAGCUUUCUCAAGCCACGGGGGAUAAAUCGCUUCUCGACGAAGCUAAUACCAUUGCCACCGCCGCUAUUACUAAGCUGUCUAAGGAUGGUAUCCUUUCUGAUGGCUGCGAGCCAAACUGUGGAACUGACGGCUCGCAAUUCAAAGGGAUAUUCAUGCGAAACUUACACUACCUACAAAAGGCUGCUCCUUCAGAACCUAUCCGAAACUUUCUCCUCACCAACGCGGACACGAUAUGGGACAAGAACCGCAACGAUCAGAACCAGCUCGGUGCGACCUGGCAAGGCCCUUUCCAAGACCCAACGGCAGGCACCCAAAGCUCUGCCCUCGACGUCCUCGUAGGGGCGGCAGCGGUAGCUUAA